AUGGCGGCCUCUCGAGUACCGCAUUGCUUGAAAUGGACUUUUCAGACUUUUAGGAUUGUGUCCACCAUUUAUUCGCCAUUCAACAGAAUAAGGACUCCAUAUUUAAACAAAAGCAUUUUGAGGACAAUAAUUUCUGCGCAAAAACGACUGUAUUGUGCCAAUGCGGGAUCAGACGAUGCAGAAACUAAUGGCGUACAAAGCUCAUCUCCGAGGAACCUACUGGAAGUUUAUCAGAACGAUCCUUCGUUGCUCCAUGGACCUAGGGACGCUUUAAAACCUCUAACAGAGGAAUACGUCAAAAAAGAAUUACAGAAAUCUAGAGGGGUGCGUUUUAGACGCCCUGUAAAGAUUAACCCCGAUAAAGUUGGAUGGACUACUGGCUCCAAGAGAGUGGGAACUAUUGGUGUUAAGUUAGGCAUGUCAGCGCUUUGGCUUAAGGAUGGAAGGAGAAUGCCAGUAACUUUACUUCAGGUAUAACAUAUAAAAGCAUCGUAGUAACUAUUGAUAAUUGAGGUCCUCGUCAAUCCCAGACUUGCCAACUCGCAAAAGGCAAGAAUUUUAAGAUUCUAGAGCUGGGAAAAGUAGUGAGUAGUGAAAUAACUAGGGAGAUGUCCCAAAUUUUCUAGUGAAAGGACUUUCAGUAGGGAUAAUGGGUAUUUCAAGUCUCGUACAAUGGAACUUCGAUAUAACGAACCUCUAUAUAACAAAGUCCUUGGUAUAACAAAUGAUUUUCUUUACCCCAGCAAUAGUAAAAUAUGAGAAAAAGAAUCUUGAUAUAACCAAACUUCGUCAUAGCAAGCAAAUUUCACCAGUCCCUUGGCCCUUCGUUAUAGUGAGGUUCCACUGUAUAAGGUAUAUGUCUACACAUACUUGUUGGCAGCCAUCUUGAAAUGAGAGAGUAAGGUUUAUUUUAACAGUGAGUCUGCGUAUUUGGUGGCAAUGACACGUACCUUCAAGUCAUGGGAGGAUGAAGAAUAUAAACAGUGCAUCAAGUUGCAGUGUUGCUGUGUUUUUGCAUCAUUGACGGAGAAUAUUCUAUUCAGACACAAAAUGAAAUUAUCGUGGAGUCAUACUGAUGCAAAAAAAAGUUACCUCCUGUAUUAGUUCUUCCAAAGCAGCAGGCAAUAAUAAAAGUAAAUUUAAAAAUAGAUGUGCUUACUAGCCUAAAAUGAGGCUGCGUGCGAAAUGACUGUCAUUUCAGACUAUGUGCUUACGAGUAGUUUUUGUGUUAGACAUCAUUCCAGGCAAUUCCAGGAGAGACUAGAGCGUACAUUUCGACUUUCUGCACAUGUUACUUUGCCCAUUGAUUCACGCUUCAUUUGUGGAUGUUGUUCUUUUGUUUUCGUUUCAUUUUUUAUGCCAAAGAGAAUACCAGUUGAACCUGAAAAGCAUGAAGAUGGGCUGGAUAAGGAUGGUGGGGAAGCUGGAGAAGUUAGUUUGAUGAUGUCAGUUGAUGUUCAAAGCUUCAAUAUUAUAGUUUGACCCAGACCAUUUUUGAAAUGACCAGAUUUAAAAUGCGAUGGGGGACAUAUGACCCACUUAGACUAAUUUCUAGAUUGAACACUGAAGUUGGCAAUUCACUUGUUUACUAAUCAAAUGCAACUGCUAGGUGUUUUCUUUGGAUUGAGUUAGCUAUCCCCUAGGGGGGGGAAUACCCCUGGGAAUUCUUGGUGGGGGUGUGCCACCCAUUUCUCCAAAUUCUGACCCAAUUUCAGACCAAAAAAUGUCAUUGUCCACACCCGUUUUUAGACCUGUUGUUCACUAACUACCAGGUGGGCAGUUAUUUCUUCCCCUCUCUGAUUCUCUUAAAAUAUCAGUAUCUAGGGCCCAUUUCUCAAAUGUCCGAGGAACUCUUCAAGCUCAAGACUGAGGUUUCAAUAGUUCUGCAGAUGGCAUGCUAAAACUAAUUUCUCAGUUACCAAACAUAAUGGACUAUUUUCUGAGCUUGGACCGGCACUUUUACUCUUAAGAUUUUGAUCGUAUAUUAGGCUUAUCAGUUUCCAGGACUUUGGAAAACCAGGUCCGUCUAAAGAGUUUACAUGUACAUGAAAGUAACAUUGAGUACUAGUACUUCCUUCCCAAAAUUCUAUGCUGUUUAUGUGUAACAGGUAUUAGAUCUCACAGGACAAGUACAAUUAAGACGGAAUCCACCAAGAAAUUGAGUAAUUUUAAUUUCAGUGGACAAAAACUUUGUACCAGAAUAAUUUAUAGAAUAUUGCAUUUUGUUCUACUACAUUUUUCAAGGGCUAAAAAGGUAAUUUAUCUUCUGUAAUAAUACCAAAGAAAAUUUCUCAUGGGGGUAGAAAAUAAAUGUCAAAUUUCACAAGAAUUUUGAAAACACAGGUAAAAUUCUAAAAAUUUCAUGUGUAAGAUGUCAUUUUGUGAAAUUUGACAUUUAUUUUCUCGGGCUCCCAUAAGAAAUUUAGUUUGGUGUUAUUACAGAUGACUUAUUACAUCUUUAGCAAUUGAAAAAUGUAAAAACGGAUGUGAUAUGCUUUAAAUUAUUCCAGUACAAGGUUUUUGUCUGCUGAAAAUUGAUAUUACUCAAUUUCCUGAUGGAUUCCGUCUUAAUACAUUUUUCUUGGGAAAAUAUUUGCAUAAAUGAAGAUCAAAGACUGUCAAGUUGUUCAAGCCAGGAUAAGCAGGGAACAUGGUGGUAAUGACCACAAAACAGAGCUGCAAGUUGGAUCUUUGGAUGAAACUCAACUGUACAAGGUGAUAAAAACUGUGUUGCUUCUUCAUAUUAAAUAUGUUUUAGCUAUCACUGGUAGUUUCUUGUUAAAUUAAAAGUACCAUGAUUCUUAGUUAUUGCCAAAAUUGUUGAAUACAUGUUGAGCCUAAUAUUAAGGGCAUAUCUGUAUUUCUAACAUACAGUAAACCUCCUUUGAUAUAUGCAUUACACAAGUGUCCAUGUUAUAGUGUGUAGAAAUCGCACCAAGUGAUCCUAUAGUAUAACUGUGCAUUGGUUAAUGUGUCCAUAUUAUGGUGAGGAGAACUUCCACCAUAUUCAAUGUUGAUGCUACAUUUGAGGUUCAUUUCAUUUUAUUGCAGGUAAAAAAGGCUCAAUUUGGUCACUUUAAAAAGUAUGGAGUUAAUCCAAAGAAAAAGAUGAAGAGUUUCCUUGUAACUAGAAAUGCACUUCUUCACCCAGGUAAGAAAGCAAUAGACUUGAUUGCCAAAAAAAGAAGGUAAAAUGUUUCAGAUGAGACUGCUGCAAUAUCUGUCUUCUUUACAUUAUUUAUCAAGAAAUAGCAGUAGGCUUGGUAACAGCAAUGAUGGUGCCACUAGCAAGGCCCUCUUAGGAGGAGGGAAAAGGUGUACGCGUGCCCUAGUCUGAAUUUCAUAACCUGCCAUCUUGCAUCUUGAGGAAGAAGUCAUGUCCCUGUCAAUAUUUUUCUAUUUUAUCUGUCCUCAUCACUGUUGUAGUUUCAGCCGACCUUUAUUUCAGUUGUUGCCGAUUCAUCUGUCUUAUGUCACUGUUUGAAGACCAUGUCGCUUGUCAGAAUUUGUCUUUAACAGAGGCUCUCAAUAAGUCACUAUAAGCCUUUUAAUGGGUUUACUGUAACUGACGUAACUCAUGUAUGUGUGUUAUGGGAAAUGAAAACUGACAUAGACACAGACGAGAUCACUGGUGAGUUUAAAUGGCAGUGUGGGUUCCUCUAAGUUCCCUUCUCUUUUAAUUGUUUUCUUUUCUCUGACUUAGUAAUUGUCAUUAUUUAAUUUUGUUUUUUCUGCUAGGAACUCCUCUUUAUGCUGCUCACUACUAUCCGGGACAAUUUGUUAAAAUUCAAGGCAUCACGUAUGAUACCGCUAAAGUUGUUUAAUUAUACAAGAUAAUAAUAUUAUUUUAGCCUUCCUCAAGUUGUUUUUCUAGAAGUUUGUAUUACAGUGUCAUCAGGAGAUCACUUGAUCUGUAAAGCAGUUCCCAGUUUGUUCUCAGUUUAGGCCUUGUGGGCUAUUGACUCAGAGGCCAUGAGGGCGAGAGGAGUAACUUAUUGUUUUAGUAAAAUCCAACUAGUUGGUCAAAAAUAUCGAGACAAAAGAUCUUUAGCUAGCAAAACUCAAUAGCUCACUUUGGAAAAGAGUGAUAGCCUGGGAACGAAGUCGCGCCGCAAGCACUUAUGGGAUUAUUUGGGGGGACGCUCAAGCCAGCCAUCUUAAAUUAUGCCUAAACACAGGAGUUGUUGUGUGCCCUUGUGCACCAAUAAUUUCAGGAACUCUACUGGAAUGACGUUUUAUCGAAUACCCAAAAAAGAAAGUGUUCGCCGGGAAUAUAUACGUUUACUUCGGAACGAUAAUUUAAAGUUAGAGUCCGACAGCACACGCGUUUGCUCUGCUCACUGGACCGGAGGUAAAAAGCUCAGCAGAGAACACCUUCCAUCGAUAUUUCCUUGGAGUAAAAAGAAAACAGAGCGGCGGGUUUUGUCCCGGACGGAAUCGACUACAAACGUAGGAGGUAAGAAAAGGAAAGCCGAUGUUUCUACUACCGAAAUAGACCAAGGUCCUCUUUUUGACAUUGAUCAUGAGGAAACCAUUCAAGCUUCUUUCUGCGAUGCUGCGACGCAAACUGAAAUCACUGUAGAAAUACUGGAUCAAAUUGAAUCGGAACUUAAAGAAAUCAUAGAGAAGAAGGACAAGGUAGCAAGGGAGAGAGACGAGUUAUCGAGCGCGACAAAGAGACUUCAACAUUUAGUGAAAAAUCCGAAAUUUGACAUCUCAAAGUUUAAGGGCAAUGAUGAAGAUGUUGAAUUUUACACAGGUCUUCCACACUGGGAUGCACUUAUGCUUCUUUAUGAUAUGGUCAAUCAGAAAGCACAGAACCUGAACUAUGGCAGUUAUGAAAAGAAAGGAAUUGGCUCCGAGCAAAAGCUAGGUAGACCUAGAGCACUUACAUUAUUUGAAGAGUUUGUGUUGACUCUGAUGAGACUUAGGCUUGGCUUGUUACAAAAGGAUCUUGCCCACAGAUUCAAUGUUUCUGAAACUACUGUGUCUGUUGUAUUUAACACUUGGGUUCGGUUUAUGAGGAUUGAACUGGAGCCUUUAAUUUGCCUUCCCAGGAGAGAGCUUUUACAUGAGCACAUGCCAAAAUUUUUAAGGAACUUUAUCCAAGAACAGUUCUAAUAAUCGAUGCUGUUGAAAUUCGAGCAGAGAGCCCCUCAUCACUUGACAUGCAGUCAGUGUGUUAUUCUUCAUACAAGGGCACAACAACUAUGAAAGGACUUGUUGGUCUUUCGCCUAUUGGAGCCCUGGGAUUUUUAAGCGAGCUAUACACUGGCAGCAUAAGUGACAAGGAGCUCACCAAAAUGUCCAAUGUGAUUGACUACUUACACCAUGGGGAUGAUGUCAUGGCAGACAAAGGAUUUGACAUACAAGAUGACUUUGCUGCAAAGGGGGUAACUGUAAACAUACCCUCUUUUCUUAAAGGAAAAACUCAGUUCAGUGAGGAAGAAAUGGCACACAACAAAAAAAAGUUGCUAGCCUAAGAAUACAUGUAGAGAGAUGCAUUGAGAGGAUGAAAAACUGGCAUAUUUUUGACAGCAGGAUUCCCAUAACAUUGGCCCCUAUUGCUAGUGACAUGUUUAUAAUCAUAGAGGCACUUACAAACUUUUUGCCACCUCUCAUUGAUUAAAUUGCAAUGAUAUUUCACUUUUUAAAUUAACGAUUGUUUGAAAAACACAACAACAAAGUUUUGGCAAUAAUAGUUGGAAAAUUUGCCACAAAAUGGCUUUUAGUCUUUCAUUUUACUGAAAUUGAAUUAGAUACUUUAACCUGGAAAUCUUAUUGUUUUAUUUUACUGUCCCAUUCUCAUUAGCUGAGAAAAAAGAAGUGAUUUACAGCAAAAAUAGUGCGAUUCAGGAAUAAAUCACACUGCUUAGAGCCAACAGAUUUCAAGGAUAACCAGUGAUCUCAAAAUGGAUUUGAUAAAAACAUAAUUUUUUCAAAGUGGAUACUGGAAUUUUAUUGAAUGAUAACCUCUCUAAAUUUUUCUCAACUCCAAUAAUAUGAAAGACUGUUCCUUUACACUUUGAUCGUUACUAUGUCCUGGAUAUUUGAAUUCCUUCACUUUUAAAUAAGCCAUCCACAGUAAAGAUUUCAUUAAAGUAAACAAUGGGUUUGGAAUAUCAUUUUAGAUUAAUGUACCUUAGAGGCAUUUUCUUAGAGACAUUUUCUGAAUUUGUACCCAUGAUUAAUAGCAAUUGCUUCUUGUUGAGGCUGGGACAGACCAAAAUACAAUACCCAAAUGCCGGAAAAGGUCUGUUACAAUUGCCUAUAUUGUUACAAGUGACAAUGUUCCUGAAGCAACUUCAAUAACGUACAAGAUUAGCAAAUUAGUAUUAUGUAUGUCAUCAACAGCCUCUCAAGUCUAAUCUUGAAAGACCAAAUUUAACACGCGGAUAAGCAAGUUCUACAAGAAUGUGCUCAUUAUAAAAUGCCUCAAGUUUUGGAAGUACUGAGGUCCAGAAUUCACGAUUAAAGUUGACUGUUGAAAUGAAAACACCAUCAGUGUCUACAAUUGAUCUGUCUGGAAGAUCUUUAACUCCCUUUACCACCAGAUCAACCCAUGAUUUCUGUGCAACAAACAUCUGUUGCUGCACUUGAUAGUGAUACUUGUGUUUUUGGUUGAUGACCAGGUGUCCAUCCGUUGAACCAGGAAGAAAGAUUCUUUUUCUGACAAGUGCUUGGUACAAAGUCUCAUUCUCCUUUAGGAAGACAAUUUUAUUUCAACAAGUCCACUUGAAUUUAGCUCAGUGGAGUCAGCAUUGUAUACUAAGCCAUCUGGAGAUGCGGCGAGGUAAUUAUGAGAUUUGCUGAUGAAAAGUCCACAUGGUUGCACUAUUACAUUUUGAUUGUCCAGUUUCUUUGAUUUGAUGUAUUCAGCAAUAACAGCACCUUCCCUUGACAAACCCUCUUUCAUUGCCCUUGUUUGAGGUAUCUGCUUGUAAUGUAAGACCUCUUCAAUGGCCUUUGUUGGGGAGGUAGUUGCUUGCAAAGUGGCAAUUCGAUGGCAUUUUGACGCAGUUAUUCUUAUUUUUCGAUGCAGAUUCCAGUUUUCAUUUGCUGAUUGACCCACUGUCUCUUUUUCAAUUCGAUCAACAUCCUUUUCAUCGACAAAAAGCCUUUUCUUAAGUUUUAUGCAUCUUUCCUUUAUUUCUUCCAAACUCACUGGAUGGCACUUCACUGGUGAUAACAGUUCAGUUGACACUGUACAAAUGUUUCCUUCUGUUUCAACAGGUUCAAUGGGAGUCAGAGGUGUGCAAUAAUUAUGUUCAACUGAAAUCCUUUCUUUAUUCUCCUCCAAAGUUUUCUGUGGUAGAAUUAGACUCAGUGCCAUCUUUUUGCCUGUCUUUUUCUCAAUUUCCUUGACAUGAUGUAACAAAUUGCUAGCAUCAGUGUUUAGACUUGGGUUCUGCUGGUGUGGUGCCCUGACAUCCCUUGUUGAUGGUAGAGCUUUAUCCUCACUUUUGUGAGGUUUUCCAUGCUGAUGCUUUCUAAAUUUGGCCUGUGAAAUUGGCAGGUUGUCAACUUUCCUUUUUCUUGGGACAUUCCAUACACAUGGCUUUGAAGUGCAUGAUAUUGCAGGUGUUAAGGAAGGAUUCACAGGUGCUUUACUUUGUUUGAAGAACUCUUCCAGUGCAAACAGUGUUGAAGUUACAUGGUUACAUCUGCCAUCUAUUCCAGCUGGGCAACCAUCAUAAGCUGUCAUCACCUUGCCACAUUUGUUCAAAACAAUAUAGCAAUUAUACAAAACAGUCUUUUCAUUGAUGGAAGAACUUGACUUUUUAUGUAAAAUUUUCCGUCAGACUCCCUGCAUUUAAUGCUAAGGACAUGGCCAGAUUUAAAAAGUUGUAUCCCUUGACGAGAGGUUUAGCAGUGGAUAAUUGCUUCUAGCAUCACUUUCUUCAAUCAUAUACCUCCAUAUUGUACCAAAUGAUAUGGCAGGUAGAAUAUUUAAAUCUUCUGUAAAGCCAUCUACUGGAAAGUUUUCUUUGAGUUUCUUGGCGUUAAUUUCCUCCAUGAGUCCCAGGCUAGCUUUUUAGCUUUUCGCUAAAUGAAUUCCACCAUCAGGGUCCUUAAUCUUAGAGCUUAGUCCACCAGCAAUAUAGUCCUUUACUCUAAAACGAAAAAAAAAAUACCAAAGUAGGUACAGGCGAUAUUCUUGGAAUAUCAUGGCUUAAUAACGUAACGAAAAGAACAGGGGCAGUAAUAAGAAGUUUUCAAAUGGCCCUUAAGUUCUCCUACCUUUGAACAAGCUGCAUUUUCUUCCCAGUUGUUUUAGCUCCACGGCAAAGGAGCCAUCGCUGCAGCUGUUUUACGGUACAUUCUUCUGGUAUUUUUCGAGGUAAAAUUGCUCCAGGUACAUCUUCUUCUCUUAGAUAUGUGCUUUCUGAUUUUCUAGUUUCGAUAACUUUGAUCUUAUUACUAUCUACUUCCGUUAAAAUCUUGCUGUCAUCACUACAAUCACAUUCCGCACUCAAUUCCUCCAUGUUUGUUUUUACCGCGUCCCCCCAAAUAAUCCCAUAAGUGCUUGCGGCGCGACUUCGUUCCCAGGCUAUCACUCUUUUCCAAAGUGAGCUAUUCAGCUGCCACUGUUUUGGUUUUCAAAGCUGGCACUUUUUGCUACUAGUGGGCUAUAACAUAUAGCCUAGUAGCAGCUCAACCAAUCAGAAUGCAGCAUUGAUAAAAGACCACUAGCUGGAUUUUACUAAAUGCAUAUAUUCUGCACUGUCUAAAAUAUGAUAAUUUCUGGCUAAUAUUGCUUACCAGUAUUGAAUAAUAUUUUUAUUAUUCCUGUCAUUUAUUAAAUCUAUCACUACUCACCUUUUCGCCAUUAAUUGUUGGCUGCUUAACAGAAGUGUAGCCAUCAGUCCUUAGGGGGUGUUUGCAUGACACCUGGACGACUUUCACACCAACGCGAGUUCACUCCGGUUCCCUCUCAUGGCUCUAUAUUUAAUUACAUGAUACUGCUGCAAAAUGUCUUGCCGGCGCAAGUCACCGCUGCAUGAGUUCACCCAGGUUGUUGUACGGGAGCAAGAAUUUCACUCCAGUACGAAAUUUUGCACCGGUUUCUUGUAAACACAAAACAACCACCUGUUUUGGUGUGAAAUCGGUCUGCGGGUGGACUGGAACGGGUAGCGCAUGCAUAAUAGUUGCGAUUUUGAAUUGCACGUGUAAUAGAUUUAUCAACAAGAAGAGUACCUUCAGAUAACCGAGAUAUGAAAAGACCCAUCAUUAUGUAAAGGCAAUAAGAAAUCAAAAAGUCGCCUGGUAUGAAACUCUUGCCGGUGCGAGUUUUCUCAUGUAAACAGCCCCUUAGUCUGUUUGACAGUACACAGACUGUCUAACUAUCCUGAUUUCAUUGGGAUUCUCCUGAUUUUGCUUGAAAAUCCCAAAUCCCUACCAAUAUGCAACCAGCACAGAUAAAAAUGUGACAUACUCAAUAGGUUGGACAGUCAUAUCAGGCCAUAAGGAAUCCCUUAUUCUUAAACUCUUGCAGAUAAUGUUUUGUUCUGUGCCAAUAAGGAAGAUGUUUACGUGCUUAUUUUUUCACCAUUUCCCCACAUUUAUCACACAGAAAAGACCGAGGUUUUCAAGGUGUUAUGAAGAGAUGGAAGAUGAAAGGUCAGCCUGCAUCACAUGGUCAAACAAAGACGCAUAGAAAAAUGGGAGCUACUGGAGGUGGAACGGUAUGUACCACAUUACUGAAAUUAUCCAUAAAAUAAUGCUAGGGGAGAUGGUUAGUUAGGUAUUCGAAAGGACGUUUUGUAGCUACUUUUGUGAUGAGGUGAUAAAUGUUGCACCACAUCGUAUGCUCCAGGAGUAGAAUUGUACAGGGAAGCCGCUGUCAGAGAUGGUAAGUACCCCCAUGGUUAACUUUAAAACCGUUUCAAGAUAACAAAGGUAUGAGUGGCACAGGAAAAUAGAAGCUCAGGGCUGUCACUAAAAUUUCAACUUGCUCAGCUGAUAUAUGCAAUUUAUUAACUAGUAGGCAAGGAAUUAAAUGUUUAGGAAGUUCUUUUGGUUUUAUUUUUCUUUUGUUUUCUAGAAAAAAAAUACCUGGGGGUAAUGUUCAUAGUAGCAAGGGGAUAUACCCCGUCCCCAUCUCAGCAUGUAUCCUAGGGGUACAAAAUACGUUCCUCUGCAACAGGGUAAUAAUGGUAUCAUCAGGUAUUUCAUCACGGCAUGAGUAAAAUAAACAUUUUGUUUUGUUUUAAGUAAUAAUGGAUCCCAACAAUAAUUAUUAGUGGCUCCUUUGGCCAACUAAAUCCUAGUGCAACAGUCUUUAACAAAAAUGGUUCACAAUAAUUAUACAACUGUUUGGCAAAAUUUGCUGCAUUGCCAUAGGACUACUGUGGUUAUGUCUGUUCAUCUUAUGUAACUAACUUCAGUCAAACCUAUAUUACAUAGCCAACCUUUAUUUAGCAGCCAGUUAGCAGAGUCAGUGACUCCCUGUUAACAAUGUAAAAUAAAUAUAACUUUUUUGAGAAGCCGCUUGUGCUUUCCUUGAGGAUGGCAACUCAAUUGAGGAUCAAAUGCAAUGUUUUUUCCAGGAUCCAGGAAGAAUUUGGCCUGGAAAAAGGAUGGCUGGUCACAUGGGAAACAAGAAUUGCACAAAAUUUGCUGUUAGGGUAAGUUUGAGUAUUCACACAUAGCAUACCAGUGUAAUCUCAAUUAAGACCAAAACGUGUGUUAAAGCGUUUGUUAAAAUAUUUGAAUACAGUAUUAGCUGGUAUUUUCAUCAGUUGUAAGGAGAAGAAAAAUCGUUCAACAAAAAUCGGGUGCUUGAAUGGGAAAAGAUAGUACCUGGAGCUGUGUCACGAAAUUCAGCCAAAUUAGGAAAUUACAAAAUGCCCGUUAAAUUAAGAGAAACAUAAAAAUAACCGCUUAAAACUUUAAAGGAAGGUUAAAACAACAUAACAGAAACAACAGAUGCCACGGAUGGGCAAAACUGAAGAAGAUUGAAACGGAUUGAAAGUAGGGUUUUUGAAAACUGUUCAGCCUAACAGUUUUGCUAAGUUGGUCCCUGCUGCUUGCAACUUCAAAAAUAAUGCUCAGGAGACAUAUUUGUUUGUCUCGGAUCUCUGAUUUUGUUAUUUACAUGUAAUUUCUUUGCUUACUUUAAGUUCCAUAGCGAUUGAGGGCCAGUAAUUGGCAAAAUUGACCAAAAUGAACUGGACUGCCGUGACACAGCCCCUUUAAUACUUUUUUAUCUUGUCUUGUUUCGUCACUUUAUGAGCAUCAUUAAUUUUCGCCUUUCAGAUUCUACGCAUCAACACUAAGUACAAUGUCUUGUACGUAAAGGGAGAAUGUCCAGGCGAGAAAGGAGGCUUUAUAGUCAUCAGCGACGCUUGGAAGAAGCAUGACCGACCCCCACCCUUCCCCACUUACUUUCCAGAUCCUGAGAACCCCCUCCCUGAAGAUUUGUACGCAGAUGAUGUGCAACAUUUUGACCAGACGAUUUAUUUCAGCAAAGACAAGAAGAGUGGAAGGGCAUAGGGAGUCUUCUAAUUGUUGUUUAGAACGAAAAAAGAUUGUGUUCAUAAAUUUGGCUUGGGAGUUGAGGAGCGACUACGUAUGCAAUCAUUUACUAUAGUCGUUUGUGCGAGGCCAAGGAAAUGAUGUGAAAAAUGAAAUGAAAUACAUUGUAUUAAAGGCUGC
Porites lobata is the source of this 11658-nucleotide messenger RNA. Lineage: Eukaryota; Metazoa; Cnidaria; Anthozoa; Scleractinia; Poritidae. The record is from the annotation of a GenBank genome assembly.